AUGACCGAGUUUUGCUACAUACUCGACGCCAGCUCACUUGAGAAGGGUAUCGGAAACAUCAAACGCUGGUGCGAGCCCGCUACCAAUGCGCGCGAUGUGCAUCUCAGCUUGUACAUUCCAUCGUUCACGCUCCAGGAACUGGAUUUCCUGCGCUAUCGGAGAAACAGCGCGACCGCGCGUGAGUCACUGCGGUUCCUUGACCAGACAGACGCCAGCGACCGCGUCGACGUGAUCAUCGAGUUCACAGAUCUACUGGAUGCGAUUCCUUGGUCCGACGUUCUGGAGCACCAGGUCCUUGAUGUGCCCGAAUUGGAUGCGCGCAGUGGGAACGGGCCCGCCUCGCGCCCACUGCCUCGCCGUUUUAAGAAUCUGCUCAAGAGCUGCGUUUACAAGUGCCACCUCGAGGGCAGCAACCAAAAGUCAUGGACCCUUGUCACCGAGGACCCCACCGUGUGCCGUCUGGCACACGCGUUUCAAAUUCCAGUGUGCUCACUGGUGGAAGCUGAUAAUUGUGUCUCUAAGAGCGUCGACAGACGCUCUUUUGAACAGAGCGUUCGCUUCAACAAGAACUUGAAGCGCAGAACUGUAAAGGAAAUCUCUGAUGGGAAAGAGGUUUACAAGGCCAAGUUCGACGACACGGUAUAUGCUCCAAGAGGCGCAGGUGAGCUGUGGGCCCCUUAG
Lachancea fermentati is the source of this 681-nucleotide messenger RNA. The record is from the annotation of a GenBank genome assembly. NCBI's taxonomy places the organism in Eukaryota, Fungi, Ascomycota, Saccharomycetes, Saccharomycetales, Saccharomycetaceae.